This is a messenger RNA of Danio rerio (zebrafish), 2140 nucleotides long. Lineage: Eukaryota; Metazoa; Chordata; Actinopteri; Cypriniformes; Danionidae. The record is from RefSeq and is a predicted model, not a curated record.
CAAACUGGCAACAUGCAGCAGAAAAGCCGUUCAUAUAGAGGUAAGCGGUCAGCUGGUAAGCGAGAAAAGAAACGGCAACAUAUAUGUACCACCCCGCAGCGUUUGCUGUAAAGAUGAAAUGCAGCCAUUUGCGCUUCUGGCUAUAUAAUUUGUGAUCUCCAGAAAUGUAUACGGGGACAUUUUCAGAACAAGUCUAUGUUGAUUAACUUGUACACAAAAUGAAUACUGUUGAUAUAUAUACUAUAUUUAAGUCUCAGUUAUGGAAGCCUUAAGAUCAGAGGAAAUGCACUUUCACAUUUUCAUAUCCUGGUCAGAAGGGCUUCAUUUUAUUAUUUAAUGAAAUGAACAUGAAUGUCCUGUUGUAAACCACUUUUGUCUCCAACAGGACACAUUUGCUGCAUAAUGUGCUUUUAUAAUGGCACAGUAAAGUGAAGCGUGUUACACAGUGAUAUAAUGCAUUAGUGGAAUAUGACUCUAUGCUGAAGACAGGUACCUGAUUAACGUGAGCUGUACACCUGAUGCUGAGCUUGUGCUGAUGAUGUUCCUCCUGACUGCCGUGUUUCUGGUGCCUCCCUCACACACAUACAGACAGGAGGAGACCAGUAUAAAUAGCACAUCAUCACAAACACUGACAAAAGACACUCGAGAAGAAACCAGGACAACAAGAAUCCUCAUUUAUUUUCCCACUCGAGCAGAACAACUGCAUGUGGAACUGAACACCUGUAGCGUGAGUGAUCCACCCUUGGAGGCUCAGAGUCCCUGCCUCACCCAUCCUACAUUCAGAGAGCCAGACAACUCGGACAUCACGGUGAUGUGUGGCACGAACAGGAUAGAUCUGCAGAUUUUGUUGUGUCCCAUGUAUUUCAAUGGAUACAGUGAAUCGAUGGUGGCUCUGAAUAGUCAGUUCUCCACACCUGAAUGCAGAGGAAUUGCAGACUGGUUCGUCGACCCUCCUGUUGUCAGAUUCCAGUUCUACAUCACUGAGCCAUACUUGUCUAUUUGCUCCAAUAAACUCACGAUCAGUCAGGAGAUUGGAUCUGGGCUUUUCUCGGACUUCUCCAGUGUGCAGUCGGUGAACAUCUCUGGAGUGGUGAACACUCAGGACCCCAACGCUGGGACCAUCACUUACAAGCAGGAGAUAAAGUACAUGUUCUCCUGCCGAUACCCACUGCAGUACCUGCUCAACAACACCGAGAUCAGCGUAUCUGGAGUUAGUCUGGCCAUUAAAGACAACAAUGGCAGUUUUAUCAGCACUCUCAGCAUGCAUCUUUUUGAGGAUUUGGCAUAUACAACUCGUCUCUCCAUUCCUCCAGUGGGUCUUAAUCUGAAGACCAGGGUUUUUGUGGAAGUUCGAGCUACUAAUCUCACCCAAAGGUUUAAUGUUUUGUUGGAUCGAUGUUAUGCAACCACUAGUCCUUAUCCAGAAAACAGCACAUCAUUUGACCUGUUCAUUGGAUGUUACAAAGAGCCACAGACCGUGAUGUUUGUGAACGGAGAGCUUCAGACUGCACGUUUCUCCUUCGAGACGUUUCGCUUCACCGAGCACAGAAACAGGACAGUGUCCACCUCUUACAUCCACUGCGCCACCAGACUCUGUGAGAAGACUUUCUGCAGAUCCUUACGGCAGAACUGCACAGUGUUAGGAAGAAAGAGAAGAGAAGUGCAGUCGGCUCAGGGAACUUCAGUCAGUGAUGUCGCCACCAUCACUUCUGGACCAAUUGUUACCAAAGUGGACGAAGUGCUUGGUGCUGUUCCUGCAGCAUCUGUGAAUCGCAGGCAGGAGCGGACGGUGAUCGGCUUCUCCGUGGCCGCUGGUCUUUUCGGUGGACUCUGCGUCAUCAUGCUAGCUGUGCUAAUCUAUAAGAUCAGCAAGAGCCGAUUCAGUGUAGGAAAAUCCACACUUUCCCACUGACAGUCACAAUUCUGCAUCCCAUUCUUCCCAUUCUUGUAGCUUUAGUCAUGUGAUAGUAGAUCUGUGUCUUACAGUUUAAAACAAUCUACUGAAGUACAUCAUACUCAUGCAUGCAACGAUUUGUUAUUCCAUUGAUAUGUAGGCAUUUUGGGGGUUUCUAUAUGAGGGCAAAAUGUAUUUUUCUAAUGUUGUCAUAUUGAAUACAUUAAAGCAAUACCCAAAUAAGGA